AAACAGGAGUGAACCAUCUUGCACUGAACGCUCGUGUCUUUAGCUACACAUGCUAAAGUCUACUCGUGUAUGUAUCAUGCAUCUGGACGUGCAUCGAUUGAUUGACAGCUGCACUGAAGUUAGUGUGCGUACUACGUACAGAAAUCAGUGAGUUGCGUAUUUAUCCCGUGAUGCAACACCAGAGAAUGCACUGCUGCACAUGUCAAUGCUGAGUGAUCAUUCAGUGUAACGCAACAGCUGUGGCAGAAACAUGGCCUCAGGUUCCUGGGGCAGAAGACUGGUGGCUUGUCUCCUCAACGUUUCCGAGGCUCGCAGGAAAGACCUGGUGGAGACUGUGGCCAAGGCAGCCUUAUACAACACUGAAGGUGUUAGACGAGAGGGGACCGCAGUGCUGAACAUCUUCAAUGACCAUGACUAUAACCGUUCUGUCAUCACCAUUGUGGCCAGUAUCGACUCUAUCAGAGAGGCGGUUCUGUCUGCAUGCGAGAAAGCCUGUGGGCUGAUCGACAUGCGCGCUCACAAGGGAGUCCACCCAUGUAUGGGUGCCGUCGACCUCAUACCCAUCUACCCCCUGGGGGAGGAGGUGGGAGUGGAGGACUGUGCUAAAGAGGCUCGGGCUGUGGCUCAGGGACUCACAGAGCGGGUCCAGGGCACCAGUGCUUUCCUGUUUGGCUGGGCAGACUCCCCCCUUCAGCGGGGGCUGGCGCAGAGGAGGAAAGAGAUGGGCUGGUUCAAGAAGACGACGGACAUGCAGGCAAUCAGGCCCGACAUGGGGCCGCAGCCACAGCAACGAUUCGGUCUCACAGGUGUUGGGGCUGGUCCGUACGUCAUGAACUGCAAUGUCACUAUCGACACCCAGGACUCGGCCAUGGGACGCAGCAUCGCCACGGCCAUCAGGGAGUCGACCCCGGGCGGGCUGCCUGGGGUGCAGGUGCUGGCCUUGCCACACGAGGGCGCUGUUGAAAUCGCCUGUAAUGUUGAAAGUGUGAAGGGGAGCCCAGCCGGUCACAUGACUGCAGGUGAACCGUGGCCUUGUUUCAGCAUCGGCGGCCAGCCGUACUGUCACGCUCCGGCUUCCCUCAUCACGGCGAGGGUCGCAGAGCUGGCAGGGAGGCAGGGGGUUGGCGUGAAGGGCACCGCGCUGGUGGGGUUUACCCCCCGCGAGUGCAGGGGCCUGGCAGAGUUAGCACUGUCUCAAGGGAUUGCUGAGUUCUGGAAAGAGCAGCACAGGAUCCGUAUGUGAAAAUAAACCCUUGCCGAAACCAGUAAAACCUCA
Molecule: messenger RNA, 1276 nt
Organism: Sebastes umbrosus (honeycomb rockfish)
Lineage: Eukaryota; Metazoa; Chordata; Actinopteri; Perciformes; Sebastidae
Gene: ftcdnl1
Product: formiminotransferase cyclodeaminase N-terminal like 1
Exons: 6
Coding region: 251-1243 (330 amino acids)
Molecular function (GO): folic acid binding; transferase activity
Source: RefSeq, a predicted model, not a curated record